Molecule: messenger RNA, 409 nt
Organism: Cydia fagiglandana
Lineage: Eukaryota; Metazoa; Arthropoda; Insecta; Lepidoptera; Tortricidae
Product: chorion class B protein PC401-like
Exons: 1
Coding region: 1-345 (114 amino acids)
Source: RefSeq, a predicted model, not a curated record
AUGAUUUAUGUUUUAGGUUUGGGCGGUUUGGGUGGCUUAGGCUUGGGAGGCCUUGGCUGGGGCGCGCCCAUCGUCAGCGCACCCAUCAUCAGCGCGCCAUACCUGGCUCCCGCCGUCUCCACCGCCAACCUCGUCAAGGCAGCGCCCAUCCCCAUCGUCAAGACCGUCUCCGCUCCCAUCAUCACCAGCCCCGUCAUCAGCACCGUAGGCCUCGGCGGUUGGGGCGGCGUAGGCCUCGGCGGUCUUGGCUGGGGCGGACUCGGCGGCAAAGGCGUGUGGUCCGGUGUCCCCGUCAACACCUGGGGGGGCUACGGUCUCGGCGGCAAGGGUCUCGGCUGGCAUUAAAUGAUGACGAAGUGUUCCUUUCUAUCUUUCUUCGCCGCCACACUUCAAUAAAGCAUUCACUCUA